This is a messenger RNA of Adineta steineri, 1077 nucleotides long. Lineage: Eukaryota; Metazoa; Rotifera; Eurotatoria; Adinetida; Adinetidae. The record is from the annotation of a GenBank genome assembly.
AUGCGGCCUAUUCACUCUUUUGCAUUCGAUAAUGAUGCUGCAUUAGGAAUACCUGUUAAUCAUGAUAAAUUAUUCUUUACUCAAUCAUCUUAUCUUACUCAUAUAUCAAUCACAUUACGUGAAUUGUCCGAUUGUGUUCGUUUGUUGAACCAACUUGAUUCAGCAGUACACUCAUUUACUGUAAGCAUGAGAACUGUUUAUUUAGGCGAUGAAAUUAAUAUGUCUCAAAUAGAAUCAAUAUGUUGUCCCAAUUUGAAACAAUUAACAAUCACGGUCUAUCGUAAUAUUCUAAGCUAUAAAGAAUACGUUCUUCCUUUGUUACAACAUUUAUCAAGCAUCGAACAUUUAACACUAUUAUUAGCCAUCGACUUCACUAAAUCCGAUAAUUUUAUUGAUGGACAUCAUUUACAAAGAAAUAUCGUUUCAUAUAUGCCUAAUUUAUGUCAAUUUCAUUUUCAUAUUCGUUCAAUAUUAAGAAAUGCUUCUUAUACUGAAAUUGAUACAACAGUUUCUCAAAGCUUCAUUGAAGAACAAUCUGUCGAUUAUGCACUUGAUUAUUUCAAUAAUCAUUAUGGUCAAUGUCAAAUCUAUUCACUUCCAUUUAUUGGUAACCGUCUUGAUUUUAUUUCUAAUCGAUUUCCACUUUUCGACAUUAAAAAUACAUUUAAAAAUGUUACUAUCUUAUUACUUUAUGAUGAUAUUAAAUCUUUUGAAAAUGUUUUUUUUGAACAUGUUGCACAAGCUUUACCUCGUCUUCGAACACUGGAAAUAUCUAAUCAAUUAGAACAAGAAGAGAAAACAAUAACAAAUCCAAUUGAAUUUCCUUACUUAUCCACACUUAUUUUACAUAAAAUUCAUAUGAAUUAUGCCGAACAACUUCUUUAUCGAGCUCAUCUUCCAAAUUUAGUGGAACUUGUCAUUCGCAAAGAUGUUUUAUUGACAAUAAUCGAUCAAAAUAAUCAACAAGCUAGAAACAAUUGUUCAAAUAUUGAAACACUUCUUAUUGCUGAACCAUGGAUUAAACCAAGAGAAAUUCAUUUAAAAUUUUUUCCUAAAAUUUCUAUGAAAAAUUUGUAA